UCGAUGCACGUCACUGACAGUGUCGCAAAUGAUAUCUUAUAUUGGUACUGAGUGCACAUCACAUGCAUGUACUUCAAGUAGUCGAAUAGUUGUUCAGCCCGCUUGCGUCGUUUCGCCGAAUCCGUUCAGCUGAAUCGAUACGAGGAAUCAUCAUCAGACAUUCAGUCAGUGGGAAUGUGGAACUAGCGCUCGACUAAAUCAAGGUUUUCGGGAACUUGAAUUCGGUGGAAUACGACUAAGGACGAAAAUAUGAUGGCAUCCAAAGAAUCCAGUGGUGAACCAGUGUGCCUCGUGUGCUUAGAGACACACGACACCUUAAAGGUUGUGCCUGUGUGCAAGCAUGUAUUCUGCCAUAGAUGUCUGUCGAAGCACCUUGAGAAGCAGGGACCAUCGAGUGAGAGCUUUCCGUGCCCUACGUGCCAUGUCCAGUCUACGUUGACAGAGGAAGGGAUAGAUGGCUUCAUUGACUACGAUAACUUAAUCGGCGGCGAUGGGACUUUAGGUAAGGAAGCAAAAGGUAGCGCUAGGGGUGGAAUCGAAAAUAGCGGAGAUCCCAAUGCGGAGACGGAUGAAUGUGGAACCUGUCGCUUUACCAAAGGCGUUAUGAUCAAAGCAAGAGCUCUUUGUGAUGAAUGUGGCCAGCUCUACCUCUGUGCCGAAUGCACCAAGAUUCAUGCCAAGAAUUCAGCCACAGCUGGCCAUGUUGUCAAGUCCUUGAAAUCAGUUAAGAAGAAAGUAGGGGAUUUGUGCAAGUCACACAAGAAGCAGGUUACAAGUUUUUGUUGUACUUGUUCAAAACCAUGUUGUCAUUUGUGUGUUUUCCUUGACCACGGAGACCACGAUGUUAAGACGAUUGGUGAUGCCUUCCGCUCACUGGUUGAUGACUUGAACCAGGCCACAAAAGGGCAGGAAAAACGCUCAAGCACCCUGAAGGUGUACGAGAGACAAUUGAAAAUACUACAUACAUCUGAGGUUUCAAAGAGGAGAGAUGUUCUGGUUCACGAGAUAGAAAACCACGCUGAAAAGUGUAUUGAAGAAAUAAUUAGGCAGAAGGAUGAACGGAAGGCCCAGGUCCUUACGAAAUUUAAGUUUGUAACAGAAGUUUCCGAGUGGAUCAAUAAGUUGCCUACGCUACAGUGCCUAGACAAGACUGUUUCAGAAGCGAAACGUGUCUUGUUGGAAGCUGACCCACAUCCUGAUGACUUGAAGACGUUGUCAAGAAUGCUGCAACUGGUCACGGAUGCUAGGAUUGAUGAAGACUUUGAAGAACGUGUGGAUGGCUAUUGGGACACAUACAUAGAUUUGUUAAAUAACCCUCUUCACUUCGCUCCGACCCGCAAUCAAGGUUAUGAUAUAGGAACCAUAACAGUCAAGAAAACUUUCGGAAUCUUAUUAUCAUCGGUAUUAUCGGAUUUUGAAAAGAAACUCACGGUUGACAAUGACACCAAGUUCAUCCCAAGUCUUGCCACCCUUGGUAAUGACCUCUACGCUGUUGCUCACCCAGUUAUUAAAGGCCAACGUUCAAAUGCAAUUGAUAUCUACAAGCUUUCUGGUGAACUCCAACAGACCAUUAGCGACCACGUUCCCCCAUUUUACGACAUGGUUGCAACACCUGCGAGAGAAAUCGCUGUACUUUCUGACGGGGCAAGUGAAGGAACUUGUUCCGUUUCGAUAUUUGAUCCAGAUCCAGAGAUUGGAUUCGUCAGGUCAACAGAAGAUUUCCCUGUGAGUGGCGCUCUUUCUUUUGACAUCGACAUUCGUUAUCGGUACGCUGUCCUUGGCGGUGAUGGGGGAAAGAGAGUCACUCUCUUCAACGAGGAUGGGUCCGAGGUGGCCAGUCACCCGGUCAGUGAGGUCACGGAUGCAAGUAGAAUCAGGUGUAGUGCAAGGAACGUCUUUAUAAUGGGACUGAACAACAUAUCAGUUUAUGAACAGAAGGGGAAAGACCUGAUUAAGAUGACGGAACGUGCUCAAUACGAUUAUAAGGACAUUGCUGUUAAUCAUUUUAAUGACGUUGUCACUGAAGUCUUUAAUCACCCAAAUGGACUGUACGUAGAAUCUUUAAGACUACAAAACAAUCGACUGGACCGCGUGUGUCAAAAAUGCAUUGGAGGUGUAACAUCCAGAGACGCACGACUUUCCGUUGGAGAUGGCUACAUUGUGGUGUCGAAUGGACACACUUUCACGGUGUACAGAGUCUAAGCACUGAACAUGGUUAAGAACAUUGAAUUCAUCCCGGCAUGUAGAAUUGUGAAAGCUUAGUUCAAUGACGCUGUGGUUAUAUCUGACGUUCGGUCCUGGGAUAUUAUCAGUGACGGAGAGAAAUGAUGGUCACUACCUUCAUGCUGCAUAUCAGGACAGCAAUAUUUCCGAUUCAUCCCAUUUCUCAGUGGAUAUUUAGUGGCCUAUUGGAGACGGUGAAAACCAGAGUUUAUUGAGUGACAUUAAAGUUUUUAGAAAAAUGGGUCGGAUGCGUGUUCACAACUUCUGAUUUUUCAGGGGGUCCAGCAAUCUACGAGUAACAGAUGAAGCUACAUUAGUGAGGCUCUGUUAGAAAAUAAUAUUCAGUGUCAGAGGUUGCUACGUGCGCUUAACUCAUUGCUGACGAAAUUGUCACUUAGUAGACUCUGGUUCUCACCACCUCAGUGACUGGACAAUAUCAUCUUGGUGAACUUCAAAACUCGCGUAAGACCAGGGGUCUCUAUAAAGUGAAGUCACCGGGGAGAAAUAUAUACAA
Molecule: messenger RNA, 2737 nt
Organism: Lineus longissimus
Lineage: Eukaryota; Metazoa; Nemertea; Pilidiophora; Heteronemertea; Lineidae
Exons: 2
Coding region: 250-2202 (650 amino acids)
Biological process (GO): protein monoubiquitination
Molecular function (GO): ubiquitin protein ligase activity; zinc ion binding
Source: RefSeq, a predicted model, not a curated record